Penicillium daleae is the source of this 843-nucleotide messenger RNA. Its product is annotated as enoyl-CoA hydratase/isomerase family protein. Gene Ontology annotation, molecular function: enoyl-CoA hydratase activity. Bases 1 to 843 code for a protein of 280 amino acids. The transcript is spliced from 2 exons. The record is from RefSeq and is a predicted model, not a curated record. Lineage: Eukaryota; Fungi; Ascomycota; Eurotiomycetes; Eurotiales; Aspergillaceae. Gene Ontology annotation, biological process: fatty acid beta-oxidation.
AUGGGUCACAGUACGAUCAAUACGUCAAAGACGGGCACUGUCCUAACUGCAUCUAUCAACAAUCCACCAAUCAACCUUUGCGACUGGAGGUUCAUGUCUGAUCUUAACGACCUCCUCACCGAUGUUGCCUCAAGCGGUGAUAUUAAGAUCCUAGUGGUUCAAAGUGCAAAUCCGGACUUCUUUGUUGCUCAUCUGGAUCUGCUCCCCCAUCCUGAGUCCACGCUUCCAGAAAUGCACCCUGAGCACCCAACAUUGGGAUAUUUCUUUGGUCUCAUGUAUAAACUGACCAAUCUUCCCAUUGUGACAAUCGCUCUCGUUGAAGGAUGUGCGCGAGCCGGAGGCUGCGACUUCACUAUGGCCUUCGACAUGCGCUUCGGAAUAAAAGGUCGCACACGGUUAGCCCAUCUUGAAGCUUGCCUUGGUGUGUAUGCGUCAGGUGGAGGAGCGAUGCGACUGGUUCAACAGAUGGGCAAGCCGCGAGCAUUGGAGUAUCUGUACUCAGGGCGGGACAUUGGGGCAGAAGAAGGGGAGAAGUACGGACUGAUCAACCGGGCGUUUGAGACGUCAGAGAGUAUGCAUGCAUUCGUGGAUGCUUAUGUUGGUCGCGUGGGAAAAUUUGAACUCUCGGCACUGGCUAUGACGAAGAAGAGAGUCAACGAUGCUACUAACGCAUCAUCCCUGGAGAUAUUCGAGAAGGAUUUUCAGGCGUUCGUGGAGCUUCUGACUCAGCCGAAGACGGCCCAGCUUGUUACAGAGGUUUGGGCGGUAAUUAAAGGGGCGACAAAUUGCGAAGAAGAGAGGACUUUGCCUGAUGCUCUCAUGGCAAUGCCAUCUUAUCAGUGA